AUGGAAAACGAAUCUACAGUAAAUGAAUUCAUUCUCUUGGGAUUUGCAGAUACUCGAGAGCUACAGAUUUUACAUUUUGUGGUGUUUCUGUCCAUUUACUUGGCUGCCUUGAUUGCAAAUGUACUCAUUUUCCUAACUAUAACUUAUGAUCAUCAUCUGCAUAGCCCCAUGUAUUUUUUCUUGACCAAUUUAUCUUUGGUAGAUCUUUGUUUCAUCUCUGCAACUGUUCCUAAAUCUAUGGCUAUCUCAUUGACAAAUGACAGAAGAAUUUCCUUUUCUAAAUGUGCUUCCCAAGUGUUUCUAGUUAUCACAUCUGCAGGGGCUGAGCUGUCCUUUAUUACUGUCAUGGCAUAUGACCGCUAUGUGGCAAUUUGCCACCCUUUACAAUAUAUGAGAAUCAUGAACUUGAAUUUGUGUCUCCAAAUGGCAUCUGCCUCUUGGAUCUGUGCUAUAGUGCAUGCACUAGUGCAGACUAUAAGCACAUUCAGUUUACACUUUUGUACUUCAAAUAUUAAACAAUUUUUCUGUGAUAUGUCCCAAUUAUGGAGGAUUUCAUGCACAGAUGCAAUACUGAAUAAGUGGCUUACUUUUGCUGUUGGAAUAACAGUAAACCCUUUUUGUUUUUUCUUUAUAUUGAUAUCUUAUUGGUUUAUCUUCUCAGCAGUAUUUAAGAUUCGAUCAUCCCAAGGCAGGCGUAAAGUCUUCUCUACCUGCACUCCACAUUUGACUGUCUUCUGUUUAUUUUUUUCAACUGCUAUGUUUUCAUACUUUAGACCACCGGCCUUAUCCUCAACUUCUUCAGAUUUAUUGUCUGCUUUCUUGUAUGCUGUUUUGCCACCAGUCAUGAAUCCUAUCAUUUAUAGUCUUAGAAACAAAGAUAUCCAUCAAGCUGCACAAAAGAUGUUCAGAUAUCUAUCAGGCUACAUGGAAGAUGUUUACAGAAUUAUUUCAAACACCCUUUCCCCAAAGUUUCAAAUGUUCAGCAAAGAAAAAGCAAUGGCAUGA
This is a messenger RNA of Anolis sagrei ordinatus, 1005 nucleotides long. Its product is annotated as olfactory receptor 14A16-like. NCBI's taxonomy places the organism in Eukaryota, Metazoa, Chordata, Lepidosauria, Squamata, Anolidae. The record is from RefSeq and is a predicted model, not a curated record. Gene Ontology annotation, biological process: G protein-coupled receptor signaling pathway. Gene Ontology annotation, molecular function: olfactory receptor activity; G protein-coupled receptor activity; odorant binding. Gene Ontology annotation, cellular component: membrane.